GUCCGUCGCAUUAGUCAAUACCGCUGAUGGUAUAAAAAUAUUUGCUCUACCAUUCGGCUUGACAGUUUAACAAGCUCUUUUGUUAAGUCAAUUACUUUCGUGUACUUACCUCCCAAGUUGUAAACGCUAAACUGAAAAUAUGUUCAAAUUCACGUUAUUCCUGGGCGUGCUCGCGCUCGUGGCCUGCAGCUCCGCACGAGUUCACGUGGCGGAUGCCAGUGGUGUUCAAGUGGCUGAUGCUGCUGCGGGGUCAGGAAACGGAGUCCAAGUAUCGAACGGCGGGGGAGUUCAAGUAGCCGAUGGCUCAGGAGUUCAAGUGGCCGAUGCCAGUGGCAGUGCUUCAGGAUCUGGAGUCCAAGUAUCGAACGGCGGCGGGGGAGUUCAAGUAGCGGAUGCCUCAGGAGUUCAAGUGGCCGACGCCAACGCGGCAGGACCUGGAGUUCAAGUAGCUGACCAAGGAUUUUAUGUCGGUGGACAACCUCGCGGCGCGCGGUGAAUUAU
Messenger RNA from Plutella xylostella (diamondback moth), 501 nucleotides. RefSeq lists its product as uncharacterized. NCBI's taxonomy places the organism in Eukaryota, Metazoa, Arthropoda, Insecta, Lepidoptera, Plutellidae. The record is from RefSeq and is a predicted model, not a curated record.